AUGGAGCCGGUAGCGACCUGGACCCCCGGGAAGGUGGCAGCUUGGCUAAGAGGCCUUGAUGAUUCCCUGCAGGACUAUCCCUUUGAGGACUGGGAGCUGCCGGGCAAGUACCUGCUCCAGCUGUGCCCCCGCAGCCUCGAAGCUCUGGCUGUGUGGCCUCUGGGCCACCAAGAGCUCAUCCUGGAUGGGGUGGAACAGCUCCGGGCCCUGAGCUCUGGACUGCAGACAGACAACCUACAGAGCCUAACAGAGGGACUGCUGGUGGCGACCCACACCUUCCAGAGCUUAGUCGAAGGCCGUCUGGGGGCCUGUGCUGAGACCCCUGCCGAUGUCCUUAGCACGGCUGUGGAGCUGGUGCAUGAGGCUCAUAACCUCCUCUUCUGGCUCAACAGAUACCUCUUCUCCCACUUCAAUGACUUCUCAUCCUGCCAAGAGAUUGGGGAGUUGUGCGGGGAGCUGGGCCAGGCCUUGCAGGAGGAUUGCCCAGCGGCUGAGAAGGAGAGCCGAGUCCUGAGAAUCUGCUGCCACGUGGCCGGGAUCUGCCGCCACAUCCUGAGCUGCAGCCCCGAGGAGUUGCUGGAGCAGAGGGCCGUGCUAGAGCAGGUGCAGUUGGACGAUCCUUCGGGCCUGGAAAUCCAUACCACCAGCAACUGUCUUCACUUUGUGUCUCAAGUGGGCACCCAGGUCCCCACCAACUCCUGGCUGCAGAUCCUGCCUGGAGAUGAGGUUGUCCAGAUCAACGAUCAGGUGGUGGUGGGCUGGCCCCAUAAGAAUGUGGUAAGGGAGCUGCUGCGAGAGCCAGCCGGGGCCAGCCUAGUGCUGAAGAGGGUCCCAGUGCCGGAGACCCCACCACAGGUACCUCCUCAGGUCCUGGACUCUCCGUGUCUGAGGAUCCAGUCACUGGCUCUGGCCCCACUGUCUCCCAGGGCCCUGUCAGAGGAAGUCUUCGCCUUCGACCUGACUUCGAGCCCAAGUCCUGGGCCCAACCCUGCCUGGGCAGACUCUGCCUCCCUUGACCCUAAGCCUGUGCCCAUCCCCCCUACGCCCCCAGCCACACUCCUGGCAGAGACAGCAGAGACUCCGAAGCCCCCAGGACACCCUGACAAGAGUCCUGUUCCUGAUCGGAAGAAAUCAAAAGGGGUGGCGACACGGCUGAGCCGCCGGCGGGUGUCAUGCCGGGAGCUGGGCCAGCCUGACUGCGAUGGCUGGCUGCUGCUGCGCAAGGUGCCCAGCGGCUUCAUGGGCGCACGCUGGCGCCGCUGCUGGUUUGUGCUCAAAAGACACACACUCUACUGGUACCGUCAGCCCCAGGAUGAGAAGGCCGAGGGCCUCAUCAAUGUCUCCAACUACAGCCUGGAAAGUGGACAGGAUCAGAAGAAAAAAUAUGUGUUUCAGCUCACCCACGAUGUGUACAAACCCUUCAUCUUCGCUGCUGAUACCCUGGAGGAUCUGAGCAUGUGGGUGCGCCAUCUCAUUACCUGCAUUUCCAAGUACCAGUUUCCAGGCCAGGCCCCCCAACCCCGAGAGGAAGACUGCUACAGUGAGACAGAAGCAGAAGACCCUGAUGAUGAGGCUGGGUCCCACUCAGCCUCACCCAGCCCAGCCCAAGCCUGUAGCCCCCUCCGUGGAGACACAUCACCUGCAGCCACCCCCAUGCAGGGCAGCCCACAGACUUCCUUCAGCCCUCCAACAGACAGUGGUGAAGGGGCACUGGAAGGAAUGGUACGGGGGCUGAGGCAAGGUGGUGUGUCCCUUUUGGGCCAGCCACAACCUCUCACCCAUGAGCAAUGGCGGAGCUCCUUCAUGCGGCGUAACCGAGAACCCCAGCUCAAUGAGCGAGUGCACCGGGUGCGGGUGCUACAGAGCACACUCAAGGCAAAGCUGCAGGAGCUGCAGGUCCUGGAGGAAGUGCUUGGAGACCCAGAGCUGACUGGAGAGAAGUUCCGACAAUGGAAGGAGCAGAACCAGGAGCUGUACUCAGAUGGCCUGGGAACCUGGGGAGUGGUGCAGGCUGAGGGCAGCUUUCAGGUCCUGACCUCUGACUCCAGAGAACAGUCCUCCCACUCUGACCCUGAGGAGCACUCCCAUCUCUGCCCCCUGACCCCAAAGAACAACCUCAAACCUCCUGACCUCUGA
Trichechus manatus latirostris (Florida manatee) is the source of this 2136-nucleotide messenger RNA. It is a transcript of the gene CNKSR1, whose product is annotated as connector enhancer of kinase suppressor of Ras 1. Lineage: Eukaryota; Metazoa; Chordata; Mammalia; Sirenia; Trichechidae. The record is from RefSeq and is a predicted model, not a curated record. Gene Ontology annotation, molecular function: protein binding.